UCUGUUUGCAAUGUCUGGACGUGGUAAGCAGGGAGGCAAAGCACGCGCUAAAGCAAAGUCUCGCUCCUCCCGCGCGGGUCUCCAGUUUCCCGUCGGCCGUGUCCAUCGACUGCUCCGCAAGGGUAACUACGCCGAGCGGGUUGGGGCCGGUGCUCCUGUGUACUUGGCAGCCGUGCUAGAAUACCUGACGGCAGAGAUUUUGGAGCUGGCGGGCAACGCUGCCCGAGACAACAAGAAGACGCGCAUCAUCCCGCGCCACUUGCAGCUGGCUAUUCGCAAUGACGAGGAGCUCAACAAGCUGCUGGGCCGUGUGACUAUCGCUCAGGGCGGCGUCCUGCCCAACAUCCAGGCUGUGCUGCUGCCCAAGAAGACCGAGAGCCACCACAAGGCCAAGGGCAAGUAA
Messenger RNA from Chrysochloris asiatica (Cape golden mole), 403 nucleotides. Its product is annotated as histone H2A type 1-C-like. Lineage: Eukaryota; Metazoa; Chordata; Mammalia; Afrosoricida; Chrysochloridae. The transcript has a single exon. Gene Ontology annotation, cellular component: nucleosome. Gene Ontology annotation, molecular function: protein heterodimerization activity; DNA binding; structural constituent of chromatin. The record is from RefSeq and is a predicted model, not a curated record. Bases 11 to 403 code for a protein of 130 amino acids.